This is a messenger RNA of Salvia hispanica, 1526 nucleotides long. NCBI's taxonomy places the organism in Eukaryota, Viridiplantae, Streptophyta, Magnoliopsida, Lamiales, Lamiaceae. The record is from RefSeq and is a predicted model, not a curated record.
CUGCCUCAAAUUCAAAUUCUGAAUAUUUGUGAAUGAAGAAAGAGAGAGAGAGAGAGCUACUUCGUACCGGGGUUAUAUCAACGCAUUUAUUCUGAGUAGUGCAAUCAUCCCCUUCUCACACAAAAUCUGGCAACAAACGACAUUGAUAUUCGUGGAUGAAUGAUCUUGUACCUUAAUUGAAUGAUCCAAUGCCUAUCAAUAAGUUGUACUCCCUCAGUCCGCGAAUAGGAGUCCCGUUUUUCCAUUUAGUCCGUCCGUGAAUAAGAGUCUCGGUUCACUUUUACCAUAAAUGCUAUUCAGCCACAAAUUCAAAUUCUGAAUAUUUAUAAUUGAGUCUUGAUAGAGAGAGAGCUUCUUCCUACCGGAGUUAUAUGCAAGUACUGAUACCCAGCAACUAUCUCUCUGCAACUAUAGAAGGAGCAGCUUCUGCAGCCAUCGAAGUUGUUGUUCAAAACCUGAUCAACGUUUUGAAGGAAGAGUACUCUUUGAUUCGAGGUCUCGAUGGAGCUGCCUGACAGCUGCAGAGGACUUUGGACAUGAUCCAAGCCUUCUUGAAUGAUGCAGAGAAGAAAUCCAUCACUGAAAAUGCUGUCAAAUUAUGGUUAAGGGAGCUUGAAGUCAUGGCUUUCGAAGCUGAUAAUGUCUUGGACGAACUCAGCUAUCAACUUCUACAAAAACAAGUGGAGAAAAUGAAGACAUCCAGUCACAGUCCCAAGGCCAAGGAUUGGGUACUAUCAUGCAUCUUAUCCUGCAAAAGCAUUAUGCGCCGGCGUAAUAUGGCUAACACAAUGAAAAAAAUCAAUGCGGAGUUUGAGUCUAUGAACCAAAGGGCAACAGAUCUUGGCCUUCAAAGCAUAGUUCAAAAUGCACCUAUUGCUACUCAUAUUUCCACCGAGACUAAUUCCAUCAGGAGUGAUCCAAUCUUUGUCGGAAGAGAUGAUGAUGUCUCUAAAGUUGUUUACAUGCUGACCCGUAUCCCCCAAGAUCGGACCAUCUCCAUCGUUGCUCUUGUCGAAAUGGGGGGUAUGGGAAAGACCACGUUGACUCGGAAUGUCUUCAAUCACAAAAGGCUAAAGACAUUCGAAUCACAUAUUUGGGUUCAUGUUUCUCAAACUUUUGAUCCAAUUGGUCUCUACAACAAAAUCCACUCAACAUUGACUCCAACCACCAGUGAUAGAGUUGAGCGAGUUGAGCAUGAGGAAAUUAUCCUUAAAAAGCUUCAAGAAGCUCUCAGGGCUAAAACUUAUCUUCUUGUUCUUGACGAUGUUUGGAAUGAAGAUGUUCUGAAAUGGGAAACCUUUAUAAAUAACAUUGAGGGAGUUUCUUCUAAAGAGGGAAAUGGCAUUAUCAUCACUACCAGGAGUCAAAAGGUUGCUUCAAUUGUUAACCCAUUUUAUAUUCAUCGAGUGAAUGGCUUAUUAGAUGAACAGUGCUGGUCCAUAAUAAAAAGAAAAACUUUUGAUGGAAAUGCAGAAGUUCCACCAGGAUUUGAGACGAUAGGGAAAGAGAUUGCAAAAAGAUGUUAG